Neurospora hispaniola is the source of this 594-nucleotide messenger RNA. RefSeq lists its product as uncharacterized. Bases 1 to 594 code for a protein of 197 amino acids. Lineage: Eukaryota; Fungi; Ascomycota; Sordariomycetes; Sordariales; Sordariaceae. The record is from RefSeq and is a predicted model, not a curated record. The transcript has 2 exons.
AUGGCCACCGGACCAGUAAAAAGAGUCGCCGCUUCAGCGCUCAACAAGACCGCAAAAAUAGCAAAAGCGACCGCUUCGAAGCACUCACCACUGCAAUCGGCGCCGGCAUCGCCAACAGUAGCAGCGAAGCCAACAGGAGUCAAAGCUUCGAACCCUCUAUCACAAUCGCCUCCGCCAGCGAUCACAACGACUCCAGCAUCGUCAUCAUCAUCAUCAUCAUCCCCACUUUCCCCAACAACGGUAUUGACAGCGGGGGGUUCAUCAAGAGGAGCCCCAUCACCACCGGGAGGAUCAGGAGGAGGUGGAGCAGGAAGAGGACAACAACAAGGAAAAGGACAAGAAGAAGCGCCACAUCAACAAUCCCGCCCCUUCCCCAAAUGGAAGGCCGCCGUCUGGACAGUAGCCUUUACGGCGGUGACUGUAACUGGAACCAUUUACGGCGCAGGUCUUAAGACGCAGAAGGAAUGGAAUCAGCUGUUCAAAACCAAGAUUGAGAUUGAGCAGAAGCUGGCCGAUGUGAGGGAGCGCAUGAGACUGGAGAAGGAGAAGGAGGAGAAAGUGAAGAGCGGUGCGGUGGCGACGCCGAGGAGAUAA